CGGUGCCGCCCCCCGCUCCCGGUUCCGCCCCGGCCCAUCGCGCACCGCGCACCGGGGAUGCCGCCGCCGCCGUAGGGGCCGCCGCGACCCGCGGCACCGGCCACAGCGAGGGAGCCGGGGGGGGGGGGGGCGUGUUGUCGGGACGAGACCAUGUCGGGUCGCGACAGCGUCCAGAUCCCCGACGAUCGGGACUUCGGCGCGUUCCGGGCGCUCUGCGAGUCGGAGCGCGGCUGGAGCCUCACCUACAGCAAGGGGGGGGUGACCGUGUGGGUGCAGCUCCGGGAGCCCGAGCGCGACCUCCACAAGAUCAAGUGCAGGAUGGAGUGCAAGGACGUGCCGGCAGAGACGCUCUAUGACGUGCUGCACGACAUCGAGUACCGCAAGAAGUGGGACACCAACGUCAUCGAGACCUUCGACAUCGGGAAGCUCACGGUCAACUCCGACGUGGGCUACUACGCCUGGAAGUGCCCCAAGCCCCUCAAGAACCGGGAUGUCAUCACGCUGCGCUCCUGGCUGCCCAUGGGCAACGACUACAUCAUCAUGAACUACUCUGUCAAGCACCCUAAGUACCCCCCACGGAAGGACAUGGUACGAGCCGUCUCCAUCCAGACGGGCUACUUGAUCGAGGGGACGGGGGCCAAGAGCUGCACCAUCACCUACCUGGCGCAGGUGGACCCCAAAGGUUCCCUUCCCAAGUGGGUGGUGAACAAAUCCUCACAGUUCCUGGCUCCCAAAGCCAUGAGGAAGAUGUACAAGGCGUGUCUGAAGUAUCCUGAGUGGAAGCAGCGGCACGAGCCGCACUUCAAGCCCUGGCUCUUCCCGGAGCAGAGCCGGCUCCCGGCGCUGGCGCUGUCCGAGCUCUCGCUCCAGCACGCGGAUUCCCUGGAGAACAUCGACGAGAGCUCCCUCCCGGAGAGCAGGGAGGAGCGCGGCGAGGCCAGCGAUGAGGACAGCCUCAACUGACCCCCCGUGGGCCCCACAGGGGGCUGUGGUCCUUGUGUCCCCCUGCCCCAUGGGGCUCUAUGGUCCAUGUGCCCCCCCACCCCAUGGGGGCUCCAUGGUCCAUGUGCCCCCCCACCCCAUAGGGGCUCUAUGGUCCUUGUAUCCCUCCCACCCUAUGGGAGUCUAUGGUCCAUGUGUCCUCCCCACCCCAUGGGGGCUCCAUGGUCCAUGUGUCCCCCCAACCCCAUAGGGGGCUCCAUGGUCCAUGUGUCCCCCCCACCCCAUGGGGGCUCCAUGGUCCAUGUGUCCCCCCCACCCCAUGGGGGCUCCAUGGUCCAUGUGUCCCCCCAUCCAUCACAGCUUGUGUCCCUCUUGCACAUCAUGAACAUGACCCAAUGCUUUGGGGGGGACCCCCCAAGUGCCACCCCACUGCUUGGGGGCCAUAGGGCCAUGCUGGGUGUCCCCCUCCCGGUCACUGGGUGCCCCCCACAUUGGGUUUGGGAGCUGGGGGGUAUCCGGUCCCUUCACAACCACCAUCAUCCUCAUCCUCAUCCCCACCAUUGUCCAACCCAAAGUGCUCUUCAGCUCGUGCCCUUGGGGGGGGGAAAGGGGGAAAGGGGGGGUCCUGCCAUUGCUCCCCAGCCUUUGGGGCACCCACAGCCCCUUCCCUCUGCUCCCCUGUCCCUUCGCCCCAUGGGAGCCCCCCAAGUGGCCCCCCAGGGUUUGGGGGGGGCUUAGGGGGAUGGACCUGGGGGGGUUUAGGGGGGCUCUCGGCUUGUCCAAGAAUGUAGGGGGGGGCUUGGGGUGAUCCCAGCACCUCCAGUUUCGUGGGGGGGUGUCUUAUAGCACAUCCAUGCAGGUAGGGGGGGUUUUGGGAGGCUCCUGGUACCCCCAGAUGUGCUGGAGGGGGGUCUUGGGGCACCUCCAUGCAUGUUGUCAGGACUUGGGGGGCUCUCAGCACCUCCCUGCUGGGGGGUCUGGGGGAGUCCUGGUAUCUUCAGGUGUGUUUGGGGGGGUCUUUAUGGGUCUGGGGGCACCUCCAGGCAUUCUGGGGGGAUCCCCAGUAUCUUCAGGUAUGGUGGGGGGGCUCCUGGCACGCCCAGAUGUGCUGGGGGGCUCCAGCAUCUCCAUCUCCAGAUGGUCUGGGGGGGGUCCAUGGGGGCUCCUGGUACCUCUAAACCUAUUGGAGGGACUUGGGGCAUCUCCAGAUGUUCGGGGGGGUCCAUGGGGGCUCCCAGAUGUGCUGGGGGGUUCUUGGGGCACCUCCAUGCAUGUUGUCAGGACAUGGGGGGCUCUCAGCACCUCCCUGCUGGGGGGUCCCAGCAUCUUUAGGUGUGUUUGGGGGGGCUCCUGGCACCCCCAGAUGUGCUGGGGGGCUCCAGCAUCUCCAUCUCCAGAUGUUCUGGGGAGGUCCUGGUGCCUCCAAGCCUGUUGGAGGGACUUGGGGGGUUCUGCUGCCACCUCCAGCUGUUGUGGGGGGGUCCAUGGGCCCCCCCGGUGGGUGUGUGAGCACUUCCUGCACUGGGAAUCGUGGCCUCGGCUCGGGAAUUCGGGAUGUCAGAGAUUUUGUACCUUGAUCCGGAGCUGAUUGUUUAGGAAUAAACCAAAUGAAUCUGGGA
Strigops habroptila (Kakapo) is the source of this 2561-nucleotide messenger RNA. RefSeq names its product StAR related lipid transfer domain containing 10 (gene STARD10). The coding region runs from base 151 to 963 and encodes 270 amino acids. Gene Ontology annotation, molecular function: lipid binding. The transcript has 6 exons. The record is from RefSeq and is a predicted model, not a curated record. NCBI's taxonomy places the organism in Eukaryota, Metazoa, Chordata, Aves, Psittaciformes, Psittacidae.